GAAUGCAAUGAAAAAAAAUAUUGUUUACAACAAAACCUGUGGACAAACUGUAUGUUUGAAAGCCAUUCAAAGCCAAAACACAUACAAAACGAAAGUCAAUACAAGUCUAUAGUGUAGUAAUCGUUGAGUGAUUUGUAAGGCAAACGUCAAUUGCGAUUAUCAUAUCAGUGGCCAAAACACAAGACUGGAUCAGAUGGCGGUGACAACAGCGACGACGACGACAACAACUCGGACCAGAUGUCGGUCGGGUAGGGAUGAGCUGCUGAUGGCAUUGGUGUUUGGGAUGAUGUUGGGCGGCACUCCGGGUCAGGUGAACCCCAACGCCCGGUGGCUGUCCUCCCGAGGCAUGUGGUUGUCGUACGGCUGCGGCGUUUUGGUCCUCCAUCUGGCGCUACUGUCGUUCCCCUUCCUGUCGGUGGCCUGGGUUUGGACGCUAACCAAUUGCAUACAUAAUCUGGUGAUGUUUGUGUUCCUACACCUCCUGAAGGGCACGCCCUGGGAGUCUGGAGAUCAGGGAAAGGUCCGCAAACUCACGCAUUGGGAACAGAUAGACGACGGCAUCCAAUUCACGUCCACCAGAAAAUUUUUGACUGUCGUUCCCAUUAUUUUGUUAGUAUUUAUUAUGCGAUUAAUUGAAAUUAUUUUUGUUAAGUUAUCGACACUAAUAGUGUUACACUAUGUGAAUCAAGUGAUCGGUAUUAUGGGACCAAUCGGUGAAACAAUUCCUCGAUACAUAUUCUUCUUCAAAGAGGACACAAAUAUCACGUAUUGUUGGACACAAAGUCUGGAUUUUCUCACAGAAUUUAAAGAGCGCAAGUAUAAUGUGAUACGAAGUCUGGACGACAACCAUACCGUUUCCACGCACUCAACAAAGUUGACGCCUGAGUAUAAUUCGGCCAUUCAUUUCCGUUCACCCGAUAAACAACAUAACGUGUGUUUAUUGACUCAAACAAAGUCCACACAAACUAACCAACAGUUUGUGAGAAGAUAUGGUUGUUUUACAAGUCGUUUGGAUCUAUACGACAAAAAAAUGAUUCGCGGUGUGACUGAUGGCACCCAAAGUGUGAAUCAAGUGAUCGGUAUUAUGGGACCAAUCGGUGCAACAAUUCCUCGAUAUGUAUUCCUCUUCAAAAAGGACACAGAUAUCACGUAUUGUUGGACACAAAACACGGAUUUUCUCACAGAUACAUCGGGUCCUCAAGACAUGAUUGAACUCGAGUUUCACGAGUUGUUUCGGACACCGGUUGGCGGCGCCGGCGGUGGA
Medioppia subpectinata is the source of this 1264-nucleotide messenger RNA. Lineage: Eukaryota; Metazoa; Arthropoda; Arachnida; Sarcoptiformes; Oppiidae. The record is from the annotation of a GenBank genome assembly.